Fraxinus pennsylvanica is the source of this 1524-nucleotide messenger RNA. The record is from the annotation of a GenBank genome assembly. Lineage: Eukaryota; Viridiplantae; Streptophyta; Magnoliopsida; Lamiales; Oleaceae.
AUGGAAGUAGGAAAGGAUGAUUUCAAGAAGAAAGAGCAAGUGGCAAUGGUCUUUUGGGGAAGAUGGAGGAUUUGCUGUAACAUGGGUGCAUUUGGGCUAGUCUAUCGGGGAGUUCUCAAGGAUGGGAGGAAGGUUGCUGUUAAGUUGAUGAAUAAGGCUGGAAAACAAGGAGAAGAAGAAUUUAAAGUGGAGGAGGAUUUAUUGGGUCGUAUGCGGUCGCCAUAUUUGCUCUCGAUGAUUGGCUAUUGUUCAGAAAGCAACCAUAAGUUGCUGGUCUAUGAGUUCAUGGCAAAUGGUGUUUCUAAUAAAAUUCCGUUGAAUCUGGGCUGGGGCACUUGGCUCAGAAUAGCUUUGGAGGCAGCUAAAGGUUUGGAGUUUCUCCACGAACAUUGGCCAUGUUUCAACUCGAGUAUUGGGCACCCGAAAUAUGUUGCACCUAAGUAUGCAUCAACUGGGCAUUUUACCAUGAAAUCAGACGUGUACAGUUAUGGAGUCGUCCUCCUGGAGUUGCUUACUGGCUGGGUUCCUGUCAAUAUGAAAAUGCCUCGAGGGGAAGAUGUUCUCGUGUCCUGGCUCACGGAUAGAGAAAAGGUUAUAGAUAUAAUGGACUCAGCUCUCGAGGGUCAAUACUCGAUGAAGGAGCUUUCUCCCACUUUUUAUGCUUCCACAUGCCCAAAUGUGCAGACAAUUGUUAGAAAUGCAAUGAGGACUGCUAUUAAUAAUGAAUUGAGGAUUGGUGCUUCGAUCCUUCGUUUGUUCUUCCACGAUUGCUUCGUGAAUGGAUGUGAUGGAUCCAUACUGUUGGACGACACUACGACAUUCACCGGUGAAAAGAAUGCAAAUCCAAACCGAAAUUCAGUACGCGGUUUUGAAGUGAUAGACACCAUCAAAACUCAAGUCGAAGCUGCCUGCAAUGCAACAGUAUCUUGUGCAGACAUUCUAGCCCUCGCCGCUAAAGAUGGGGUCGGCUUGCUUGGAGGACCAACAUGGACAGUGCCACUAGGCAGGAGAGAUGCAAGAACAGCCAGCUUAAGUGCAGCAAACAGCCAAAUCCCCUCUCCAUUCUCAAGCCUCUCGACUCUCAUCUCGUUGUUCAUGGCGAAAGGCCUUAAUGCACGAGACAUGACGGUUCUCUCAGGUGGCCACACCUUCGGCUUUGCGCAAUGCUCAACCUUCCGAACCCGCAUUUACAACGAAACCAACAUCAACCCGACCUUCGCAGCCAAUCGGAGAGGAACGUGCCCCUCCUCAGGCGGCAACACCAACUUGGCGCCUCUCGAUGUGCAGACUCCGAACCGGUUCGACAACAAUUACUACGGCAAUCUCAUGACUCAACGUGGGCUUUUGCACUCGGAUCAAGUGCUUUUCAAUAAUGGAUCACAAGAUGCAUUGGUUAGGCUUUAUAGCAGUGAUCUUGCUACUUUCAGAAGUGAUUUUGCAGCUGCAAUGAUAAAAAUGGGAAAUAUAAGCCCGCUUACUGGAUCAAAUGGUGAAAUUAGAAGGAAUUGCAGGAUUGUCAACUGA